UUACAAGUUAAGGUUGUCACUUGUGGCAAGUUCCAUUUGCAUCAAUUGCCUCACUCAUCUCCGACUCCACCGGCGCCUCGAACUCCACGCCCCAACACGCACCCAUACAAUUCGGUGCCAAUUUUCUCUAUCUAAUCUAUCUUUUCCGUUCUGUUUGGCAAAGAGGAAAAAUGGCCAAGUCUUCUUCAGAUUCUGGCGCACACAAGCCCAUGAGCCUGGACCUUCUUCCAUCAGCACUAUUGGCCACUGUGAUGACAAAGCUGGACAUAGCUUCCAUUCGUUCCCUGGCAUGCACUUGCAAGGCCUUUCAUUCAUGUGCCUCACACAUGCUUUGCUUCAUUUCUAGUUUUCAUCUCCUUGAUGUUGCUCCACCUGCUGAAUAUAUAAGGCCGUUGCUACCUCCCAAUCCUUACCUUCGUAGCUUGAAGGUAGAUUGCAUGCGACUUGAUGAUUCAUCCCUUGAUUGUCUUCUUCAGCCGAAUUUACAAGAGCUUUGCCUUCAUAACUGCGCUGAUUUCAGUGGAAGACUUCUCUCUCAGGUCGGCCACUACUGUAAAGACCUCAGGUUUCUUUAUUUGAGCUCUUUGGCGGAGAAGAGAGGCAGAUCAAUCGAUGUAUCUGAUCUAGAGGUCUUAUUUGGCGGAUGCACUCAGCUGGAAACACUGAUCCUGAUGUUUGAUGUCUCAAUGUUUUUGCGGCACAAUUUUGCUCGUGUUUGGUCUAUAGCCCCUGCGACACUGGUAUCUCUUGAAAUGGGCUACAUUUCUUCGGUAAUGGUGACAGAAUUGCUUAGCCCGCCUGUGCUACCUUAUCAGUCAAUUGAGCAUAUUCGGCCAUCCAUAUUACCAGGAGUACAGAAGUUAUGCCUUUCAGUGGAUUAUAUUACAGACACCAUGAUCAGCACAAUAACUAACAAUAUCAACUGUUUGACACAUUUGGACCUUCGAGACUCGCCUAUUAUGGAACCAAGGUUGGCAUUUGAUCUUACCAAUGCAGGUAUACAACAAAUUAAUCUGCACGGGAGAUUGAAACAUUUGUCGUUGGUGAGAAGUCAAGAGAUUUUCCCAGCUUACUUCAAGCGAGUUAAUGAUCUCGGUAUUCUUCUUAUGGCUGAUAGAUGCUCUGACAUGGAAAGUAUUUGUCUUGGUGGGUUUUGUCAGGUUACAGACACAGGUUUUAGAACAAUUUUGCAUUCAUGUUCGAAAAUUUUCAAGCUGAGGAUCUAUCAUGGACCCCACUUGACUGAUCUUGUAUUUCAUGACAUUGCUGCAACUUCACUUACUUUGACACAUGUCAGUUUAAGGUGGUGUAAUCUAUUAACAAACCAUGGCGUUGCACGAUUGGUUUCCAAUGGAAAUCUUAGUGUUCUUGACUUGAGGGACUGUAGGAAUAUUGGAGAUGAAGCCCUUCAAACCAUAAGCAACCUUUCUGAAUUGAAGGCUUUACUGAUAGAUGGUUCUGAUAUUAGUGAUAUGGGAUUGUCCCAUUUAUCAAAAGGAGCAAUGCGUUCACUGGUAUCAUUGUCCAUACGAGGGUGCAAGAGACUAACUGACAAUUGUAUUUCCUUUCUCUUUGAUGAAUCUUCUAAUUGUGAAUUGAGAGAAUUGGACUUGUCAAACAUUCCAAACCUGUCUGAUGCUGGUAUACUUUUGCUUGCAAAAAGACGUAUUCCACUACUUGAGCUUAGAAUGCGUCAAUGUCCGUUGAUAAGUGAUACUUCAAUUAUGGUGUUAGCAUCAAUGAAGGUUGAUGAAGAAGGAUGGUAUGGGAGCAGUUUACGGCUGUUGGAUCUUUAUAAUUGUGGAGGUAUAACUCAGCUUUCAUUCCAAUGGUUAAAGAAACCUUAUUUCCCUAGAUUGAGAUGGUUAGGAGUAUCUAGUAGUGUCAGCAGGGAUGUGCUGGACACUUUAUCCAGGAAUAGACCGUUUCUGCAUAUAGCUUUUCAUGGGGAGGAGCUGGGAAUGACUGGCCAAUGGGAUAAUUCAGAUGAUCUCUAUAUGCAUGACUAUGAUGAAGUUGAUGAGUUGGAACAAUGGCUUGAAGGAGAAAAUGAGGGAGAUGAUGAAGACAUUCAAGAAGCAGAAAACAACGCAGAGUGAAUGACUGUAAGAUGGCAACUUAUUUAUAUAAAUGUGUUGUAAAUCUAACUGUGUUCUAGUUUUGUAUAAAUUGUUAUGAUUUUCAUCCCUACUUAGCUUUACUGUUGUAAUAUUGUAUGGCAAAUCGUGAUUCCUGAGUGUUUUAUAGGUUGCCAUAAUUUGCCUGUUAUGUAUAUGGCUUGGGCUACCCUUGUAACAAUCAGUUUUACAAGCUGAAUGUGUUUGUUGGUGUAUAUCAGUUCGAAUGGUUGGUUCAAUUGUUCAAAUAAAAGCUUUGAUGUGGGAUUUAGCUGAA
This is a messenger RNA of Solanum lycopersicum (tomato), 2394 nucleotides long. The record is from RefSeq and is a predicted model, not a curated record. Lineage: Eukaryota; Viridiplantae; Streptophyta; Magnoliopsida; Solanales; Solanaceae.